ACAAAACGUCACCAUUUUGCUUCGUUUCUUGCUUGACGUUGACUUGACAAUUUCAUUUUGGUAUUUUCAAAACAGAACGUGGUGAAACUCGAAGUGAAAAGAAAUAUUAAUUAUAAUCGUCAUUAUGCCUAAAGCAACAAAAUUACACCCAAAAGGAAAGUCAAGUUCCCUACAGAAACCAUGUAAAGUAGAAAAAGACAAAGGCGACAACGUAGACCCAGAUGAAUCGAUGAGGCAAUUCCAAUUGGAACUAUGUUGGUGCAUUCAGCAGUUAGAACGAACAUUAGCAGAAAAAAAGGGAAGCGAAAAGCAUUUACAAGAAGCUUGGAAAGUACUUGCUGUGCUCAAAAACAAUAACCAACCUGUUAUUAGAAAGAGACAGUUGAUGAGAACUCAUUUUGGAGAUUAUAGAGCUAAGAUGGCCGCCGAAGAGAAAAAACUUGCAAAGAUGGCAAGUAAAAUGAAGAUAUCAGAGACACCAGAUAAACCAAAAGCUACAUUUUUGAGAAAAUCAGCAUUUCUAACAACUGGCGAUAGCUCAUUCCGUUUUAAUUUUAAUUUGGAACCAGCACAGAUUGAUAACAACGGCCUGUUAUUGAAUUCAAAUGAAAAUAGCAAUACUGAAUUGCCAGCAAAUAGUAACACUAAAACGCCAGUGAAUAGCAACACUGAAAAUAAAUGUCCCAAUGAAAAUGUUGAGGAUAAAAAAUUCAAGUUCUCGUUUUCCAGUUCCAAUUUUAAAUUUAAUUUCAACAUAGAUAAUUCUUAGUUUUUAAGCAAUACAUAACAAAAUAAAAAUUUGAAUAAA
Amyelois transitella is the source of this 808-nucleotide messenger RNA. Its product is annotated as UPF0488 protein CG14286. The coding region runs from base 125 to 769 and encodes 214 amino acids. The record is from RefSeq and is a predicted model, not a curated record. NCBI's taxonomy places the organism in Eukaryota, Metazoa, Arthropoda, Insecta, Lepidoptera, Pyralidae. The transcript is spliced from 3 exons.